AUGCCAGGGGUAACCCCUAUGCCAAACAAUAUUAAACAUCAAGCCAAAAAGCAAUUUACACGUACUGAUCAUGGUCUUAUUCAUGUUCAUAGCGGUGGUAAAGUUUAUACAGGAUUUAUUUUUCAAACAGGAACAUUGAAAGAGUUGGAAAAAGUAGCAAAAACAAUGUCAAAACCACUAAAUUUUGAAAUUGACAGUGAUUACGAACCCAAUGAUAUAUCUUGUACAGAUCACCAUACUCCUCCAUCCUCUCAUCAAACCAUAAUACUUAAGGAACCAAGUGUACCUUCUCCAAGCCUUAAACGUCGAUUAGAAAGAACUAAAACAACAACUCUGAUUGAGUCAACAACAAAGAAAUCUCCAAGACAACCUGAAGCAAUAACUAUUCCAAAACUACAAGGAAUUCCAUUAUUAGAUAAUAUAUUGAAUGUCGCAAAUACAUCAUUACAUAGUGACGAUGACGAUGAUGAUAACGGCAACAACAAUUUUCUCUAUCGGGAAGAACGACGAACUUUAGGUGAUCAUCAACAACGCAUAGACAAACAUUCAUCUUAUCUUACAAAUUCUUUACCAUUUCCAUCAACAUCCGCAAGUAAUGACAAUGGACAAGAUGGAUUAUUACUCUUACAACAACUUUCAUCUGAAAUAAAGAAAAUGGCAGCCACACAAACUAAGUCUUUAUCGUCUAUAUUAAAAUUAGAAAAAAUGAUGUGUGGAUUAUCGAACAAUCAAGUUAAAAUUCAAAAAGCAUUUAGUAAAAAAAAAAUUUACAUACCAUUGGAAGUUAUCUCGCAAGGAAAAGAUGAUAAAGAAUAUGAAAGUAAAACAGAUUUUAAAAGCAAAAUUAUACUCGAAGUAAGUGAUCAAACACAAAUUGAUUUGUUACACAUCCCAGCAACACUAGAGAAAGCCAAUUUAUAUGUAACUGGUCUUGUUGAUUUAAUAUUUGAUCGGCAAGAACUAGUUGAUAUGCGUACAGAAGAUGUUCCAAAAAGUUUAGGUUAUAAAACAAUCGAAGAUUGUGUUCGUUCUAAAUUCAAAUUAGACAAAGAAACAUUUUAUUCUUUAUGGCCGGAAUUACACGAGAAAAUUUUGGCUAAAAGACGUCAUAUUAAAUCUGCAUUGAAAAAAGUAAAAGAGACAGAAAAACAAGAAUCAUCCUCAUUAAAAUCAUUAGAAAAUGAACAAUUUGAUACAUUAGAAACAAAUAUAACUAGCUAA
Messenger RNA from Didymodactylos carnosus, 1221 nucleotides. The record is from the annotation of a GenBank genome assembly. Lineage: Eukaryota; Metazoa; Rotifera; Eurotatoria; Philodinida; Philodinidae.